This is a messenger RNA of Leguminivora glycinivorella, 2697 nucleotides long. RefSeq names its product semaphorin-2A-like. The record is from RefSeq and is a predicted model, not a curated record. The coding region runs from base 362 to 2494 and encodes 710 amino acids. The transcript is spliced from 14 exons. Gene Ontology annotation, molecular function: chemorepellent activity; semaphorin receptor binding. Lineage: Eukaryota; Metazoa; Arthropoda; Insecta; Lepidoptera; Tortricidae. Gene Ontology annotation, biological process: positive regulation of cell migration; neural crest cell migration; negative regulation of axon extension involved in axon guidance.
CGCCGCCGCUGCGAUGUCGGGGGCGCACGCCGCGCCGACGCUCGACUUCUGCCCUGACGAUCGCGAAUUCUUCCCCAACUAAUAAAUCAAGCGAUACCAACAAAGUAAGCGCUCACGAACAGAUUAUAACUCGAUAUGAGAUAAGGAGCGCAUGCUAGUGAUUAAUCGUUAAAGUCCGUUCAACUCUUCGGAAUCAACCGCAAUCCCGAUUUCGAUUUACGCGUAAUGUAAACACGUUUGAAGUUUUCCGGAAUAAGUUGUUGACUUUGGUAAUAGUUAUGGAUGCAUUGUUUGAAGGAUUGUUAGCGAUAAUGUAGCCCAUCUAACUAGUGUUUGGUGAAUGUGAUAGAAGGACUUGAAGAUGGGUGGUCAGUGGACUUUCGGGGCGUUAUGGACUUUGCUGGCUGUGGUGCUGGGGGACUCAUGGACGGCCUACCAGGAGCAGCCGUGCUGCCGGCCGGUCGCGCAUCACCGCGUGAGGCAUCAUCGAGAUCACAUAAGGGAGUUCUCCUGCGGGAGACUUUUUUACCGCACCAUGUACAUGAAUGAAGAUAGAAAUACGCUUUACGUAGGAGCUAUGGAUCGGGUGCUCAAAUUAAACAUGACUGAUAUUAGUCAAUCACAUUGUGAGCGCGACGCUCUAAUCCUGGAGGCUAGUAACGUGGCACGCUGCGUCAGCAAAGGGAAGACGGAGCCCUUCGAAUGCCGCAACCACAUCCGCGUGCUGCAGCCGCUGGGAGACGGCGAGAGGCUGUAUGUGUGCGGCACUAACGCACACAGUCCUAAAGACUGGGUUGUCUAUUUAAAUCUUACCCACCUUCCUCGUCACGAGUACGUGCCGGGCGUAGGUUUCGGCGUAGCCAAGUGUCCCUACGACCCGGCUGACAACAGCACAGCGGUCUGGGUGAGCCACGGGAACCCCGGCGGCUUGCCUACGCUGUACGCCGGGACUAACGCAGAGUUUACCAAGGCUGACCCUGUCAUAUUCCGGAAUGACUUGUAUGACUUCCGGACGGGACAGAAGAAGUACAACUUUAAGAGGACGCUGAAGUAUGACUCCAAGUGGCUUGACAAAACCAACUUUGUAGGUUCUUUCGACGUUGGAGAGUACGUGCUAUUCUUCUUCAGAGAAACUGCCGUGGAGUUCAUGAACUGUGGCAAGGCGGUGUACUCUCGUGUAGCCAGGGUCUGCAAGCAGGAUACUGGUGGCAAGCACAUACUCAACCAGAACUGGGUUACUUACUUGAAGGCCAGGCUCAAUUGUAGCAUACCUGGAGAGUUUCCUUUCUACUUUGAUGAGAUACAAAGCGUGUACAUGAUGCCGGGUGAGGUCCCCCGGUUCCAUGCCGUUUUCACGACGGGCGCCAGCGACGGGCUGGUGGGAUCAGCUAUCUGCACGUACAACAUGGACGACAUACAGGAGGCCUUCGCGGGCCGGUUUAAGGAGCAGGCUACAUCCAGCUCGGCGUGGCUGCCUGUGUUGCGCGCGCGCGUGCCCGAACCCCGGCCCGGUACCUGCGUCAACAACACCGAGGCGCUGCCUGACAACGUGCUCAACUUUAUAAGGUCUCACCCACUGAUGGACUCCGCAGUUCGACACGAGGGCGACGCGCCAGCCUUCUACAAACGAGAUCUGGUGCUGACGACUCUGGUGGUUGACAGUCAGUUUGUUGACAUGCUGGGAGAUGACAUCACUUACACGGUGUUCUAUGCUGGGACGAGUGAGGGGUCCGUGUACAAGAUUGUGAAGUGGGCCGACGGUUUCUCGCGCGUUGCUGACGUGUGGCGCGCGGCUGGCGACGAGCCGGUGCGCGCUUUGGCGCUGUCGUCGCGUCUACACUCGCUGUACCUGGCUACUGACAACAGACUGCGACAGUUACCUUUGAGGGCGUGUGCACAUCGGUACGACAGUUGCACACGAUGUGUCCUCGAUCCCUACUGCGGCUGGGACAAGGAAGUCGGGGCGUGUCGCCCAUACACCCCUGGCCUCCUACAUGACGCCACAAACUCCACGCCAUCUAUAUGCGAAGCUAGCGCUCCGCUGAAGACGGUCAGGGCUAGCUACGGACAGAGCAUCCAUCUGGCGGCUUUUGCUAAGACUCCUGAGGCACUGAAGGACCAGCAUGUUGUGUGGUUCCAUCAUUCAAGGGAGAAGGGAAGAUACAAGAUAAGCUUUAAUUGGGAGCGAGUUCUACAGACGUCGGAGCGAGGCCUGGUCCUGCUGACUGUGACGGAAUCUGAUCGAGGCCGGUACGAGUGCUACUACGGGCCCACACUCGUUGCUUCUUAUAACUUGGACAUUGAUAUGCAUAGGUGCACUCAGCCAAGCAAGACGACGGACUACAAGCAGGUGUACUCGGACUGGUGCCACGAGUUCGAGAAGUACAAGAGCGCUAUGAAGACCUGGGAAUCUCGGCAAUUGCAAUGCUCCAAAAACGUGAACGCGUCUACCAGUCAGAACAGCCUCGUCAACGACAUCGUCGCGCUGCGGUGAUAGACCAUCAACCUGUGAAGUACAGUGCCUCACAUUUACUAGAACCUUAAGCUUACUGCUCAGACUUUGGAGACACAGUGUGUGUGGAGACACAGAUAUAUAGAUACACAAGUUGGUCAAAAAUAUCGACACUAAGUAGUCACACCUCGGACACUGGCUAUCAAAUAUAUGAAAGAGGCGCGUUCCUAGCACACAGUCUAAGC